AUGCGGGCAGCACCCACCUGCCCCCAUCCCACUCUGCAGGGCCCCAGUGUGGCGAACGAGUCCGAGGAAGGGGACACGUAUGAGGCACCCCCCUGUGAGAGCCAGGCCUGGAAGGUGGCUCCAGCCAAGAGGCAGGAGGACACGGACGGCACCUACCUCGAUCACACCACUGCCCGGCGCUGCUCAGAGCCCUUCGCCCUCCUGCCGGCCAAGGAGGGACCACCAGAGGAGGAGAUUUACCUGGUGUGUGAGCCGCCCAGCCUACCUCACUGCAGGACGACUCGCGCCCUGAGGCCCCAGCUCGGCCAGGUGCCCCCGCCACGGCUCCCAAAGCUGUCCAAGCCGAAGAUAGCCCUGCCGGGGGCCCACCAUAGCCUGGCUGAUUCCUCCCCCGAAGCCUCGAGCAAAGCCCCAGCCUGGCCCAGGGGCAGUGGCUCCCCGGUGGAGGAUCCUGGCAUGCAGGACCAGGCCUGGUACGCAGGGAGCUGUGACCGGCACGUGGCAGAGAGCGUCCUGCAGGGGGUCAAUAAGGACAGCGCGUUCAUGGUGCGCCAGAGCUCAGGGCAGGGCUGGAACCAGCCAUUCACCUUGGCCGUGCUGUACAAGGGCCAUGUCUACAACAUCCCCAUCCGCUACGUGGAGAGCAGCCGCCAGUACGUGCUGGGCAAAGAUGGGAAGAGCCACGAGGAGCGGUUUGACAGUGUGGCCGGCAUCAUCCAGCACUACCGUGAGCACCCCUUGGUGCUGAUCGAGGGCAGCUCCACCUCCAGGGCACACACCUGCCUACUCUUCCCCGUCAAGCCCUGAGGGCCGGGGACAGGCUGGGGGCCUGGCUGCAGCCACCCCCCAGCUCUGCUCUGUGGGACGUGAGGCUCUCUGCACUGGCCACUCUGGAGCAGACAGCAGGGG
Molecule: messenger RNA, 909 nt
Organism: Gopherus evgoodei (Goodes thornscrub tortoise)
Lineage: Eukaryota; Metazoa; Chordata; Testudines; Testudinidae
Gene: SH2D6
Product: SH2 domain containing 6
Exons: 11
Coding region: 1-807 (268 amino acids)
Biological process (GO): cell surface receptor protein tyrosine kinase signaling pathway; intracellular signal transduction
Cellular component (GO): cytoplasm
Source: RefSeq, a predicted model, not a curated record